Molecule: messenger RNA, 998 nt
Organism: Theobroma umbraticum
Lineage: Eukaryota; Viridiplantae; Streptophyta; Magnoliopsida; Malvales; Malvaceae
Gene: TOM20-2
Product: translocase outer membrane 20-2
Biological process (GO): protein insertion into mitochondrial outer membrane
Cellular component (GO): mitochondrial outer membrane translocase complex
Molecular function (GO): protein binding
Source: RefSeq, a predicted model, not a curated record
AAGUUGACUCACUGGAAGAAAGUGAGAAACGGGAAAGAAUAAGGGGAAAGGAGCGCCAAAUUUCAAGGGCCAUCACGGGCUUUUCAAAAACCCUAGGUAGCGGCUGCACUCGGACGGUUGGAAACUGAGAAGAAGAAAUGGACUUUUCUCAGUCCGACUUCGAUCGCCUAUUAGUCGCCGAGCACACUCGAAAAACCUCUGAACUUAACUACGCCAAGGACCCUCUUGACGCGGAGAAUUUAACCAAAUGGGGAGGAGCAUUGCUCGAAUUAGCUCAAUUUCAGACUGUUUCAGAUGCAAAGAAGAUGAUAAAUGAUGCAAUUUCGAAAUUGGAUGAGGCUUUGAUGAUAAGUCCCUCCAAGCACGAAACUUUGUGGUGCAUGGGAAAUGCUCAUUCCACUUCCGCAUUUAUGACUACCAAUCUUGAUGAGGCAAAGGUUUCCUUUGAUAAGGCAGCUCAGUUUUUCCAAAGAGCAGUGGAUGCGGAUCCGGGCAAUGAGCUAUAUCAAAAGUCUUUAGAAGUUGCAGCUAAGGCUCCAGAGCUGCAUAUGGAGUUCCAGAAGGCUGCAGCUGGUCAACAGACUAUGGCUGGGUCGCCUUCUUCUUCCUCAACUGCAAAUGCUGGCAAGAAGAAGAAGAAGAGCAGUGAUUUAAAGUAUGACAUAUUUGGAUGGAUAAUCCUUGCUGUUGGAAUUGUUGCAUGGGUGGGAAUGGCGAAAUCCAAUGUUCCUCCACCUCCUCCAAGAUAAAAUGUUUGCUUCAAUAAUUCUUGAGGUAACCAUUCUGGUAAUUUUGGUGGAAGUUUAAUAUUUGUUCUUUAGAAGGUUCAACUGGUGCAAUGUAGUAAAUUGGAGCAAGCGGCUUGUUGUCAUAUUUUGAUUUUGUUAGUAUUUUCUUUUCCCUUGCUAUUAUUACAAUUUGAUUAGGAUGGUUAUCUUGGAUAUGAUUUUGAAUUUAAUCAUUGAAUAGAUAUAAUAAGUAUUUUGUUUUGUCUUUGC